AUGUCGUCCGACAGAAUCGACCUGGACAAACCCCUCUGGGACCUGAGCACCUUCGCCGGAAGGUGGCAACAUUUCGCUUGGGUUACCGACUUCAGGACCUGCGUCGCCUCGGAAAAGCAGCUCCUGGACGCAAAAACCCUGUGCGAACAGUACAGACUUGGUAAGGAGCCAGCUGGAACCACCAGGGAGCAGAUUAUUUAUGCAAAAAAGCUAUACGAGUCCGCGUUCCAUCCUGACACCGGAGAGCUGCAGAAUGUCUUCGGCAGGAUGUCCUUCCAGGUGCCAGGAGGGAUGGCCAUCACGGGAGCCAUGUUGCAGUUCUACAGGACCACCACCGCCGUUGUUUUCUGGCAAUGGAUGAACCAGUCGUUUAACGCUUUGGUAAAUUAUACCAAUAGAAAUGCAAACAGUCCCGUGACGACUGCCCAGCUCGGGGCGGCGUAUGCAAGUGCGACUGCAGCCGCAAUGUUGACUGCAAUCGGUUGCAAGUCCUUUUGGCAGAAGAGGGCUAACCCGCUAAUGGCCAGAUACGUCCCGUUUGCGGCGGUUGCAGCGGCUAAUUGCGCCAACAUACCUUUGAUGAGACAAAAUGAAAUCACUAACGGAAUCGAGGUGCAGGACGAAAACGGCAAGAAGCUGACUAAAUCGAAGAUCGCAGCUGUUAAGGGCAUUAGCCAAGUCGUCCUAUCUAGGAUCGUUAUGUGUGCUCCCGGCAUGUUGAUAUUGCCACCCAUUAUGGAGAGAUUGGAAAAAUUGGCGUGGAUGCAGAAGAUUAAGCCUUUGCAUGGACCUAUACAAGUAAUGAUGGUUGGAUGCUUCUUGGUAUUUAUGGUGCCGACUGCAUGUGCGCUGUUUCCACAAAACUGUACAAUCUCGGUGAGCACAUUGGAACGCUGGGAACCAGAAAAUUAUGAGCUUUUAAAGAAAAAUUGUGAAGGCAGGCAGAUACCCACGUAUCUUUACUUCAACAAGGGCUUGUAAUGAAAUCAAAGUUUGUAGUUUUAAAAAAAUGGAUCUCAAGAUAUCAGAGGGUGAAUCUAAGCAAAACUGUAGGCAAAAAUAAUAUUCCAGGAAUAGCACUAAUCGGAAUUGGCAAAGAAACUUUGGAAAUUAGAAAAAACUUGUCGAUAGAUUUUUCAAAGGUGUCAUUAGAUAGAAAUGUAUGAUCUGUGAUCACUAGAAAUGCGAUGCCAUUUUCUCCCAAGAACAGCCACCGCCAAAUUAUAUACAAACUAAUGCAAAGUAUAUCGAUUGCAAUUGCAUCCUGCAGUUCACUGCAGAUAAAAAUAACAUUGACAAUAUUGAGAUUCUUACUUAUAAGCAAUCUCGCUUUUUUCUCUUGUGAGUAAACUUAGCAAUAAUUUUUUGAACAAAUGCCCAAUAAUUUCUAGCAAUAUUUCUUUGAUAUACAUACAUACAAGUUAAAGCUAAUAAGUGGCAUACUUUGUUGUCACAUUGUUAUCAGGUGGCAAGCAUUCGUUGUAAUUUUAAUCGAGUUUACUAAGAGUUUACAUUUUAACUACCUCGCACAUUUAAGCAUAACUUAUGAAAAUACUGCCAUGUAUAUUUUAGUGACAUAUAAAUAAACAUUAUAAACUACUUAA
This is a messenger RNA of Orussus abietinus, 1604 nucleotides long. It is a transcript of the gene Sfxn2, whose product is annotated as sideroflexin-2. Bases 1 to 981 code for a protein of 326 amino acids. The transcript has 8 exons. The record is from RefSeq and is a predicted model, not a curated record. Lineage: Eukaryota; Metazoa; Arthropoda; Insecta; Hymenoptera; Orussidae. Gene Ontology annotation, molecular function: monoatomic ion transmembrane transporter activity. Gene Ontology annotation, biological process: serine import into mitochondrion; monoatomic ion transport. Gene Ontology annotation, cellular component: mitochondrial inner membrane.